AUGCGUUGGGGUCACCAUGUCACGAACGCGCUGCUUGGCUACAUCGUGGCCACAGCUUCUGCUGUUCCGAGCCAGCAGCUUUACGCGCGUCAGUCUACGGAUACCUCGUACGACUACGUGAUUGUCGGGUCCGGCCCGGGUGGUGGGCCGCUCGCCGCCCGGCUUGCGAUUGCCGGGAAGAAGGUGUUGCUGAUUGACGCCGGCGACGACCAGGGCGACUCCAUCCCUUACAAGGUGCCCGCGCUUAACCUCCAGUCGACGGAGUACGAUCCGAUGCGAUGGGACUACUAUGUCAACCACUUCAGCGACCUCGAGGCCCAGAAAAAGGACUCCAAGAUGACGUAUCGCACGUCGUCCGGAGAGCUCUACGUCGGCCUCAGCCCGCCAGCCGGCGCCGAGCCCCUCGGUAUUCUCUACCCUCGGGCCGGCACGCUGGGGGGCUGCGGAUCUCACAAUGCUUUGAUUUCUGUGUACCCGCACAAGUCUGACUGGGACGGCAUCGCGAGCCUGACUGGCGACAGCUCAUGGAGUGCCUCGAACAUGCGACAGUACUUCAAGCGCCUCGAGAAUGCCGAGUAUUUGCCUAACGGCAUCGUCGGCCACGGUUUCAGCGGCUGGCUUACGACCAGCGUGACGGACUUGGGACUUGUCAUCAAGGACAUUAAGCUUCUUACCGUUAUCCUGUCCGCCGCCUCUGCCAUGGGCAAGAGCCUGAUCGGCCUCAUCUUCUCCACCAUCCAGGGUCUCGGCGAGGUCCUCCUCCGCGAUCUCAACGUCGACUCGUCCGGUCGCGACGCCGCCGAGGGCCUCUACCAGGUCCCCAUCUCUGUCGACAGCGGCAGGCGAGUCGGGCCCCGCGAGUUCGUCCUCGACACCGCCAACGCAAAGAACACAGACGGUACACGAAAGUACCACCUCGACCUGAAGCUCAACACCCUCGUGACCAAGGUGCGUUUCGACCAGAGCGGAACGAAGCCGCGGGCCGUGGGCGUCGACUUCGUCACGGGCCAGAACCUGUACCGUGCAGACCCGCGAGCCGGAAGCGACGAGGGCACCGCCGGAUCCGUCAACGCCACCGCCGAGGUCAUCGUCGCCGCCGGCGCCUUCAACACCCCGCAGCUGCUCAAGCUCAGCGGCGUCGGCCCCAAGGACGAGCUUGCCUCUUUCGACAUCCCCGUCGUCGUCGAUCUGCCUGGCGUCGGCACCAACCUGCAGGACCGCUACGAGACCACCGUCAUAGGCGAGACGCCCACCGACUUCCAGAUCAUCGAGGACUGCACCUUCAUCCGCGACGGCACCGCCAACGAUCCCUGCCUGAAGAAGUGGGAGGAGGGCACCGCUAGCGGCAGCUCGCCGGGCAUCUACGGGUCCAACGGUAUCUCCCUGGGCGUCGUCAAGAAGUCCACCGUUGCGGAGGGGGACCCCGACCUCUUUAUCGCCGGCGCGCCUGUGGCCUUCCCUGGGUACUAUCCCGGGUACUCCGCGGACGGCACCAAGGACGCGCGCCACUGGUCGUGGAUCACGCUCAAGGCACACAGCCGCAACCGCGCGGGCACCGUGAAGCUGCGUUCGGCGAACCCCAGAGACAUGCCGCAGAUCGACUUCAACUCCUUCCAGAACGACGCGGACGGCGCCAAAGACAUCCAGGCCGUCGUGGAGGGCAUGAAGCUUUCCCGCAAGAUGUUCGAAAGCGUGGUGCCAUUGACCGGGGGUUUCACCGAGGUCUGGCCUGGGCCCAACGUCACGGACGCGGACCUGCCUGAGUUCAUCAGGAACGAGGCCUGGGGACACCACGCCAGCUGCACCUGUCCGAUUGGGACCGACGACGACUCCAUGGCGGUGCUGGACUCCAAGUUCAAGGUGAGGGGCGUGGACGGGUUGAGGGUGGUGGACGCGUCCGUGUUCCCCAAGAUCCCUGGUUUCUACAUUGCGAUCCCGGUGUACAUGGUGAGCGAGAAGGCGGCGGAUGUAAUUCUUGGGGUGUAA
Messenger RNA from Colletotrichum chrysophilum, 1986 nucleotides. RefSeq lists its product as uncharacterized. The record is from RefSeq and is a predicted model, not a curated record. Gene Ontology annotation, molecular function: oxidoreductase activity, acting on CH-OH group of donors; flavin adenine dinucleotide binding. The transcript has 2 exons. The coding region runs from base 1 to 1986 and encodes 661 amino acids. Lineage: Eukaryota; Fungi; Ascomycota; Sordariomycetes; Glomerellales; Glomerellaceae.